This is a messenger RNA of Lucilia cuprina (Australian sheep blowfly), 1970 nucleotides long. RefSeq lists its product as uncharacterized. The record is from RefSeq and is a predicted model, not a curated record. The transcript has 2 exons. Bases 537 to 1049 code for a protein of 170 amino acids. Lineage: Eukaryota; Metazoa; Arthropoda; Insecta; Diptera; Calliphoridae. Gene Ontology annotation, molecular function: galactoside binding; carbohydrate binding.
AGAAAAAAAUUAAACUAUAUAAUCAGAGAUAAAAAUUACAUUUAUUCUAAUAAUAUUAAAAGAAUUUUAAAAAGAAAUAAAAAAUACAUUAAUUUUAAUAAAAAAUAAAAGAAAACCAUUAAAAAAUAUUCCAUAAACAUAGAAAAACGCGAUUUCUGGUAACUACUUGACAACGAAUAUUAGAAAAAAUUGUCAUAACAAAACAAAAAUAAAUAAAAUCUCACAAAAAUAAACAACAAAUUAAUACAUUAUAUUACUGCAUUGCGAUUUAUGAAUGAAAUUAUUAAUAAUAACAACAAACAACCAUUUAAAAUUAUAACAAAUUGUUUUACAAGCUAAAUUAUAAAAAAAAUACACUUUGGCAUUCAUUCAUGUUGUUGCUGCUUGCUGUUUCUUCCACUUAAACGCUAAAUUGUCGCUGAAAUUGUGUCUAAUUUUAUGAAAAUAGAUUUUGAAAACAAGAAAUAGAUUUUGAAAAUUUUGUAUACCUAUUUUUUAAAAAUAAUUCUAAAGCAAAAUACCAAACAAAUAAAAUUAUGCCACCGAUUAAAUAUACUGCCACUAUUGCACCCAAUACCGUCAACAUUGGUGAUAAAGUACGAAUCAAAGGAAUUUUAAUGGAUGAUGCAAAAGAAUUUUCCAUAAAUUUCGUUAAUGAACUAUGCCGGAAUCCUGCAUUUAUAACAUAUCAUUUCAAAUGGAUUUUAGAUGAAAAUGUUAUUGUUGAGAACUAUAAAGAGAAUGGCGAAUGGAUCGAUCAUAAAGAGAAAAUGUUCGAUCAACUCGAUGGUGUGUUUCAUAGUAAAAAUUCAUUUAGCUCUCAUCCCCUCUAUACUAACAAUACAAUUCUAAAUUAUUCUGUUUUAGGUACAAUAUUCGAAUUAGAAUUUGCAUUCCAAGACGGUUAUAUUGAUGUUUAUAAAAUCUAUGAGAAUACGCCAAAUCGUAUUACGACAUAUGAUACAGAAUUAAAUAUAAAUGAUAUAAAAUCCUUACAAGUUUGGGGUGAUGUUAAGAAAAUUUCCGAAAUUACCUUUAAAUAUGCGUAGAAAUUAUUAAUAAAAACACAUAUACACACAAAAAAGAACGUUUUGGAAAAUCUAACUUGGAAUGAAAAUCUCUAAAUUCAAAAUGGAUUGAAAAAAGCUAGAAGAAGAAAAAAAGUUAGUAGUUUUAUUUUAUAUAUAAUUUUCCAUUUAUUGGUUUCGUCUUAGAAUCCUUUGACAUUUUUUUUAAACAACUGCAGUAUUAAUGCUUUAAUUUUGUAUCUCGUUUUAUUUUCUUUUAUAAUACAGUUUGUGAAAACAAAUGUCUUCCUUUCUUCCGUUCACCCUGACACCUCAGAACAAAAAAACUCGCCCUAUUCAAAAUAAUGCUUUUUAUUGGCCCUUCUUGAGCAGCAUUUGCACACACACACCCACGGUUCGUUUAGCACUUUUGUUAUGUUCUUUAGUGCCUUGUGUAGGGGUGACAGAAGUUUAAAACUCAGUUUUGUUUUACAAGUUUAAGCCUGGUUUAUAUAAAUGCAAAACUUAACUUAUUAAUUAUUUAAUAUUUUUUACAAUUUAUUUAAUUUUAUAAAUAUAAUUAAAGUUUCUUUAAUUAUGCCAAAGACUUAAUUAUUAUUUACUUUAAUUUAAGUUUUUCUUUAAAACAAGUUUACACAUUUUAACACAAAUUGUAUUAUUAGUUUUAAAUCUAAUUUGAAAAUGCAAAUACUUAAACCCUCAUUAUAGCAUCCCCCAACAAGUUUGUGCUUGUUCACAUUGUUCUGUUAAGUCCUUGAAAGCAUUUUAUUAUCAUUAUUAUGAGAGCACUUUACACUAGUAGAUCCACCAUCGCCACCAUUUUUUUCAUAUAUUUUAUAUACUAAUCAAAGGUUUAAAGUCAUUUAAAUCAUAUUUUUUUUAAUUUAUUUGCAUUUUUUCAAAAUUGUUCGCAUAUUUUUCAAUAAGUUUUUCAUUUAUUAA